Molecule: messenger RNA, 3537 nt
Organism: Mesorhabditis spiculigera
Lineage: Eukaryota; Metazoa; Nematoda; Chromadorea; Rhabditida; Rhabditidae
Source: the annotation of a GenBank genome assembly
AUGCUAAAGAAGAUGCAGCUUUACAAGUCUAUUACGUCUUUGACGCGGACUUUCACGCCGUUGAGCGACGAUGACGAGGAGCGGGAGCGGAUGGAGCAGUUCUCGCUAGACUUCCUGCUCCCACCACCCGUGCCUCAAGUGCCGUGUUUUAGCAGCAUACAAGCCCGCAUGCAAUAUGGGGUGGAGACGAGCUUCAAGUCGCGGUUGCAGCAGUACUUUAUCGAAAAUCACACCUCAAGCCUGCGCAUUAGGAUAUUCAAUUUCUUCAUCAAAGUGCUAUCAUGUGUGCUGUAUGCGGUUAGGGUUAUCGAAGAUGACUAUCAAUUACCCGACUCGGCGAGGAUACCAUUUUGGGUGCCGAGGGAGAGUCGAGCGUUAUGUCGCUACAUAUUCUGGGUGGACAUCUCCUACACGUUGUGGUUGAUACAAACUGUUGUCGCUGUGCUCAGCAUUGUUGAGACGAUAUUGAUAUUUUAUAUAAGUUAUAAGGGCAAUGUCUGGCGUCUCCUCCUCAACCGCCACUUCCUCCUCGAAAUGGUCACCAGCUUCCCCUUGGUCAUCACUAUUUUUGUCCCUGAAUACCGUAUCAUGUUCGUCCCAGCUUUCCUGAAUUGCUGGCUAGCCAAGAGUGAACUUCAGGCUAUGCUGCACGAUUUAAAUCGGGUCUCGAUCGUCAACCAAUCAGCAUUAUCAAGGCAGAUGGUGAUCUUGUUCUCGACGUUGAUAUGUCUGCUUUUUACAGGAGCCUGUGGCUUCCAACACCUUCAAAGAUGCGGGGAGAGACAAUCCGACCUCAUCAGAAGUUUCUAUUUCACGAUGGUCACCUUUUCGACGGUCGGCUAUGGAGAUAUCUACCCCGAUACUUGGCUAUCCCAACUCCUCGUGAUUGGCCUGAUCAUCCUAAUGUUGCUCAUGCUACCUCAGCAAUUGGAAAAGCUGACCCAGACCUGGUUGGAAAAGGAGCGAUCUGGUGGAGAUCUGGCGACAGGAUGGGGAAAUCAGGAAACUCAUGUAGUCGUGACAGUCACCCACCUUGAAGUCGAGUUCAUCAAGGACUUCUUGACCGAGUUUUAUGCGCAUCCGGAGAACCAGACAGUUCUUGUCAUCCUCCUCUCCCCUUGUGAGCUCGAUAACACGAUGAGAAUGCUGCUAAAAAUCCCUCUCUGGGCCCAACGAGUCAAAUAUGUGCGCGGCAGUGCGUUGAGGGAUGAGGAUUUGGAAAGGGCCCGUGUCGUCAAGGCCAAGGCUUGCUUCGUCCUGUCGGCGAGGCAUGUGCAGAAGAAGAUUACUACUGAUGAGCACACGAUCCUACGCUCCUGGGCGAUUAAGGAUUUUGCUCCACAUGUCCCUCAAUACGUCCAGAUUUUCCGGCCGGAGACGAAGAUGCACUUGAAUCAUGCUGAAGUCUGCAUCUGCGAGGACGAGCUGAAAUACUCAUUGCUUGCCAAUAAUUGUAUCUGCCCCGGAAUCUCCACUUUCUUAACGUUACUGAUGCAUACCAGUCGGGGAGAGGAAGGCCAAAAAUCCACAGAACCCUGGCACAAGGUUUACGGUUUUCAUUCUGGCAACGAGAUUUACGACAUAUGCGUGGAGAAUUCGAAAUUUUUCGGCGAUUUCGUCGGGAAGAGCUUUACCUAUGCGUCGUUUCAUGCCCAUCGAGCGUACGGAAUCGGGCUGAUCGGAGUCAAAACAUCAGACGAGGGAGCUAAAAUGAGGCUCAACCCGGGGUUAACCCAUAUAAUCCAACCAUCGGAUACCGUUUACUACAUGGGGCUGACCAACGAAGAAUCGUUGUACGACUUCCGGAAAGACUUGAAGAAUCAGAGGAUGAGGGCCACCCUGGCGAAUACCAUUGCUAAUGUUGGUACAGUGGCGAUGGACGUUCCUCAUUUGGAAGGUGGAAACCACUACGUGAAGAAGGAGAAGAAAAAGAGGCUUGGAAUCUUGAAACGAGCAAAGCACAAUGACGAGAUGCGCCUCAUCGAAGUCCCCAACGAGGACCACACCAGGAGACCCUCAGUUGGAAUUGUGGCUGAUGAAAACGAGUCCUCCUCCUCUUCCAACGAUGAGGACGAGAAUCGUUGUGAGCGCUGCUUGAGCGCCGGGAGGUUGAGGUGUAUCCAGACUGAAACCGAGAAAUCCUUCCCAAAACGGAAAACUUACAUCGGGGCCAGCCCGACGAUUUGCCAUGUGCUGAAGAAAAAGAGAGAACUGUGCUGUUUGCAAGUCGAUAAGCCCUGCCCCCAUUUCCCCUACUCCGGUGCCCACAAGUACAAGUGGCAAAACUCGGCCAUCAUCCUGGCGGCGGAUAAAGUGUCUUCUGGGAUGUAUAACUUGAUUAUACCACUGAGAGCAUACUACCGACCGGUACAUGACCUUCGACCGAUUGUCGUGUUGAUUGAAGCGGAAUAUGGAGAAGUGCCAGAUCCAGCUUUCCUGGAUGUGAUCUCCUAUUUUCCGGAUAUAUACUGGACAACGGGAAGAUUAUCGAGCCUCGACACACUGCUCCAAGCCGGCGUCUGCCAGUCCGAAAAUGUCGUCGUGGUCCGAGAGACCGCUGUCGUUGGAGAAGAACAUCUCGCCGACUCAAAUACCAUCAUUACGGUGCAGAAGAUACACUCAUGGUUCCCCGCCCUUCGCAUCGUCACCGAACUCACCCACACCAGCAACAUGCGAUUUAUGAUGUUCAACCCGCACGACCCGUACUCGCUACAACAGAGCAAGUUUGAAAAGAAAGAACGAAGGCGAGGCUCCAACAUGCCCUACAUGUUCCGACUCCCAUUCGCCCAGGGUGGUGUAUUUUCGGCGAAUAUGUUGGAUCGAUUGUUGUAUCAGUCCAUCAUCAAGCCCUAUCUCGUCAGCUUGACGCGACUUUUCUUGGGAAUUGAUCAGAACCCGGGGAGUGGAUACCUGGCUUCGUUUGUAAUCACGGCUGAUGACUUGUGGAUCAAGACUUAUGGGAGGUUAUACCAAAAACUGUGUUCUUCCGUGGCUGAUAUCCCCAUUGGCAUCUUCAGGACGAAGAAGAUGGAUGCUACAACUGUCUCGAUCGAUAUCGAGGAACGCUGUCGCUCCCUGGACAUCCCAAAUACGCAUCGAUUCAUGCGGAAUGAGGUCCAGGAUAUGGUCAAAAAUCGCAUGAAGUAUUUGGAUAUGAGCGUGGAUAAUACUGCCCUGGAACGCUACGAGGACAAAGAAACGAUGAUCUCCUACGUCCUGAUAAACCCAUCUCAAGACUUGGUGCUCGAGGCGGGGGAUAUUGUAUAUGUCAUCCGAAGCCCGAUAAGUGAAAAUGCUCGUAACAAGAAGGUGAACCCAAGGCGAGGUUUGAGAAGAUCCCGGCAAGUCACCGAAGCCAGUGAACCACCGCCGGGUUAUGGAUCGAAUCAACAGAUGCCGAGGAUUGUAGAAUUGAGCGAUUUCGAUCUUACGGAGUCUGGAAUGAGUUCCAUAAACAACCUGUGGUCAGUGCGGCCGUUCGACACGCAUCUGACAAAGCGAGAACGAAUUCGGAUGGCCGGCCGCGGGUUGAGCGUU